Molecule: messenger RNA, 1516 nt
Organism: Aedes aegypti (yellow fever mosquito)
Lineage: Eukaryota; Metazoa; Arthropoda; Insecta; Diptera; Culicidae
Gene: Vdup1
Product: arrestin domain-containing protein 17
Exons: 5
Coding region: 313-1338 (341 amino acids)
Biological process (GO): protein transport
Cellular component (GO): cytoplasm
Source: RefSeq, a predicted model, not a curated record
CAUCGCAAGUCUUAGCUCUAGUACCACGUACUAGUAUACGAUCGAGUGCUGUUCUUCGAUUUGCACAAAAAAAUCAUUACCUAGUUAACAAAGUUUUGAGAAAAAUGUAAUAUUUGUUAAGUUUUCGAUUGUUUGAAACAUGUUUGGUGCUGCUAGUGAUAUGAAAAUCGAUUAAUGAGUUGAAAUAGUGAUCAUAUUUGUACAAUGACGACUUCAAGUUCUUUGAAAGAGUGAUCAACAUAUGGAACUAACUUUUUGCCAAGAGUACUAGUGUAGUUUUUCCUAGCGAAAAAUAAGAAAAACUAGUGCAUCAUGCCCAGAAAACUGUUGAAAUUCCUCAUCCUGUUCGAUAACUCGUCCCUGCUGUAUUUUCCUGGCCAGUUUCUAUCCGGAAGGGUUCUACUCGAGCUCCAAGAAAACACACCAGUACUAGGAUUACAUUUCCACGUAGUCGGAGAAUGUGUGGUACGCGUACGAUCGGGACGCCAUGAGCGAUCUUAUGAUAAGGAGAACUACAUCGACUUCCGAAUGCGUUUGCUGGGCGAUGCCGAACAUCAAGGACCGACGGUGCUUUCCCCUGGGAUCCAUAGCUUCCCGUUCAAGCUGGGCCUGCCAAUAGAUCUGCCAUCCACCUUCCUGGGUCGUUAUGGGUGGGUCCAAUACUAUUGCAAAGCGGCGCUGCGUGAACCAUCGGGAUUGAUUCACAAGAAUCACCAAGUCUUCAUCGUAAUGAACCCGAUAGAUUUGAACACGGAACAACCCUAUUUGGCGGAUCCAUUCAAAUGUAAUAUCGAGCAUAAUUUGGGGGUUGCCUGCGUUGGAGGCGGUAUCGUAAAAUGCCGAAUCAUUCUAGACCGAGGUGGUUACGUCCCGGGUGAAUCGAUCAUGAUUACGGCAAACGUUACGAAUUCCAGCAGCGUUACAAUCAAGAGUACCAAGGCUGCUUUAACGGAGACCAUACAGUAUUUUGCACAUGAAAAACUAAUUCAAACGGAGAAACGUGAGCUAGCGGUUAUUGCCAGAGGAAAAAUUCGUCCUGGUUGUCGAGAUGAAUGGCAAAAUGAGUCCCUGUAUGUGCCACCACUGCCACCAACAAAUCUACGAGGAUGCCAUCUGAUUCGGAUACAAUAUGAUGUUUGUUUUUUGAUCGAACCAAAAUCCUUGGAGAAACAGGUGAAACUACAGCUGCCCAUUACACUAGGAACUUAUCCAUUCAAAAAUGGCGAUGGAGAGGAUACGAACGAGUGGGCCGAAACGGUUUACAAGCCGGAAACGCAUUACCCCUCAACGCUGCCCAUUUUUAGACCAUGGCUACACGAAAAGGCCGAUUCCAAGUAGAUUGCGGUCUGGAAAUCGUGCAAUCAUGACAAGAAGAACAUCUUUACAGUGAUACAUUAUUGUUAGACAAUUGCAUUUUAUAGAAUAAGCACGAAAAGGCAUGAUCUAGGGAGGUACAGAAUAGUGCCAUACGACAAGUAUAAAAGUAUAUAUACGAAGAAAAAAUGGUGUAUUUUAG